CUGUUCGCCGCCUCUCCCACCGGCCCGAUGAGCUGCAGCGGCUCCGGCGCGGACCCCGAGGCGGCGCCGGCCUCCGCCGCCUCGGCCCCGGGCCCCGCGCCCCCGGUCUCGGCUCCCGCCGCGCUGCCCUCCAGCACCGCCGCGGAGAACAAGGCCAGCCCCGCGGGGACAGCGGGGGGACCUGGGGCUGGAGCAGCUGCUGGGGGCACGGGACCCUUGGCGGCGCGGGCCGGGGAGCCAGCUGAGCGGCGUGGGGCGGCUCCGGUGUCGGCGGGUGGCGCGGCGCCCCCGGAGGGGGCCAUAUCUAACGGGGUUUACGUACUGCCGAGCGCGGCCAACGGAGACGUGAAGCCCGUGGUGUCCAGCACGCCUUUGGUGGACUUCUUGAUGCAGCUGGAAGAUUACACGCCUACGAUCCCAGAUGCAGUGACUGGUUACUACCUGAACCGUGCUGGCUUUGAGGCCUCAGACCCACGCAUAAUUCGGCUCAUCUCCUUAGCUGCCCAGAAAUUCAUCUCAGAUAUUGCCAAUGAUGCCCUACAGCACUGCAAAAUGAAGGGCACGGCCUCCGGCAGCUCCCGGAGCAAGAGCAAGGACCGCAAGUACACUCUAACCAUGGAGGACUUGACCCCUGCCCUCAGCGAGUAUGGCAUCAAUGUGAAGAAGCCGCACUACUUCACCUGAGCCACCCAACCUAAAUGUACUUAUCUGUCCCCAUGUCCCCACACCAGCCUGUUUUCAUAAUAAACUUUAUUGUGACAGGCGGGGCUGAUCCCUCCCAUGUUGGGAGACACCAUGUGGCAAGUGACAAAGCUCUGAGCCCGCCCCUCUUGGGGCCACAGUGGUAGGGAUGGGGGAAGGGGAUGGACCCCAUGGCUGGGGUAGUACCAUGACUGGAGGCGGGGGAGGCAACCAGAGGCCUGCUGCUUUGGGGAGGUGCAUUCCCCCAACCAUGUCCCGACACCUCUGGAGUUCAGGCAAGGACCUUCCAGUCCUACUUGUCCUGCAUCUUCUCAAGGAUAGGCACAAUCAUGUCAAAUUUGGGUCGCUUUGCAGGGUCUUCAUUCAUGCAGAUCUUCAUGAGCUUACACACAUGAGGGGAAAUACCUGGUGGGAUGGUAGGCCGAAGGCCUUCCAAUGCCACCUGCGAAUACAAGAAAAAAAGCAGCCUCACAAUUUGAGUCUGUCAUGUAGAGAGAAGCCACUGGCCCUUGGGACAGGAUUACUGUAUAUCCGAACAAAUAUGUGAGGAGCCAAGGCCCACUACAGUUAUUUUCACCAUCACCAACCACUCCCGCAACACAAAUGUAUGCUGUUGUGCUCUCACCUUCAUUCCAAUCUCCAUAUUGGAGAGGUCAGCAAAGGGUACCUCCCGUGUCACCAGUUCCCACAGAAGCACUGCAAAACUCCACAUGUCUGCUGAGCGUCUGUUUGUGUCUUCAGGCUUCUUCUGCAGAGCUGGAGAGAUAGGGCUUGUCUGUUCUGGCCCCCUUGCCUGUCCUGUCUCUGCCCCCUUCCACUACUUCUGAGGUGGUCCUUUUUUACCUCCCGACAUGAUGACUUCACUCACCUUCGGGGGCUACCCAGGCAGGUGCAUACAUGCGACCAGGACAUUGGAAAGAGAACUUGACAUCAGCCAUGCUAAUUCGGGCAGUCAUGUCCUCAUCAAUCUGAGGAAGAGAAAACAGAUAGAAGGAGGUAAGUCAUAGAUAGGCAAAGGGCUUUUGGGGCCUGGGCCAGGAGUGAGCUUGUGGCCUCACCAUUACACUACGGCUAUUGAGUGCAUGUCGUGGGAUGAGGGGCUCUAGUGUGUGUAGGAAGGCCAUGCCCCUUGCCAUGUCCAAAGCAAACUUCACAGCCUGGCUCUGGUCCACGACGAAAUCUGAGAGGAGGCAAAAGUCAAAUAGUUCAGAGAGGCUCCCUCUCUGCCAUUUCCUCCCCAAGGAAAUUCAACAUCCCUACUCACUGGUGCCUUCAUGUAGUACAUUGUAGAGGGAUCCAUACGGCAUCCAGUGUGUGAUGAGAGUAGGAUGAGGAGCAGGUGGAGACUGGCAGGCACCUAGCACUGGGAGCACAUUUGGAUGCGAGAAAAUCCUAGAAGAGGGAGGGAGUGGUUGAGACCCAGUACAAAAGAUCUCUUUCAGUGCUAUUCAGGGUUCCUUGGAACUAGCAGCUUCCAGGUUACGCCUUGCACUACCUGAGCCGGGGACACUCUUCAUUGAAGUCCCUGCUCUUCCUUGUACUCCAGUCUCGAACCUUCAGCACCUUCACGACAAUGUCAUUGCCCUGCCAGCGGCCCUUCCAUAGCUGCAGGACAGGUAGGGGUUAGGAGGCUUGAAAUGUUGCUGCCACUUCCUUGCCCACUAACUGGAGGAAAAACUUAAAACAGGUACAAAGCAAGUAAUUUAUGGGGGUUUAGUGAGGGAAGGGCAAGAAGGGCAGGGGUCACCUCUCCAGAGUGAUUCUCGUUGAGCUUCGUCAGGAAGUUAAGCUGUUUGAAGUCAAUGCCAGAGUGUUUGUUCAGGGUUCCAUUUCCUAAGAGUGUGGGCAGGUCAGGUACCCAGCUUCACCCUAACCCAGCCCCAAGAGGCCAGGAUUAUUUCCUUUUACAACCCUUCUUCCCACAGUGGUGACUCACGGGGCCGAGUGCGGGUGGUCCCCUUCCAGAAUGUGUCCUUGUAUGGAAUACGGUUGAGAUUCUGGCCCAUCUUCUCUGCCCGCUCUAGGGAAGAAAAACAACCUAAGCUGUGGUACAGAGGGAGAAGACAGGUGGGAAGGGACGAGAGGACACAAGCUAGGGGAUGGGGAGAUGGACCUCGGAGAAGCUCUCUCAGGGGUGCCUUGGCUUUGUCCACAGGCAUCUCUCCAUACUUGUUACAGAUGCUGACAAGGGCCCCAUUUGCCACCAGGUCCUGGAAUGAAAAGGCCAUUAUGAUGAGAGCCACUGCUACCUCGCUGGCAGUCACUGAACCAACCAUGAAUGCACAAAUGUAGAACUUAAUCCUGUAAGUGUCACACAGUAGUACUGACAGAAUGGGUUGAGGGUUCCAAAAUCUCCCACCAAGGCUCAGACUUUACUUCCUACCCAUCUCAGGAAUUAAGGGCUGAGUACUCACCUCUGCCACUUGAUCUUGGCCCCAAAAACAGGCAUAGUGCAGGGGCACAUUCCCGUGUUCAUUCACUGCAUUGAUGUCUGCCUUGUACUGCAAUAGCUGGACCCCAUGGCCAGACAAAAAGAAGAGGCAGAAAGUACAGUCAGUUCCAAAUGAGAUACUGGUGUCAGGGCAUGGGAAAAGGGGGAAGAGCACACAUGCUUUCUACUGUAUGUUACAGUGCCUGUGACUGACCCUCAUGGCAUGUAUGUGAUGUGGAUGACGAAGGAGUUUGUACGUACCUUCUGUACAAUAUCACGGUGUCCAUGACUGGCUGCCAGAUGCAGGGGGGUGUCAUCCCCACGGUUCAUUACAUUGAUCCGUGCCCCCCGCAUGAUCAACAUCUCAACCACAGCAGAGCGGCCCUCUCGGCAGGCCCAGUGCAAGGGGGAGAAGCCAUGAUCGUCCCUUUGAGGAAGGGGCAAUGGUCAUUGAGCUGGAGGUGGGAUGGGGCAAAGGUUUUGAUUCCUGAAAAACUGAUAAUUACAUACUCUCUGGGAAGGCUUACCUCUCUAGGACUUUGAUUCUCAUUCAUGCCAGCAACUCCCAAAGCUGUCCAUUUCAGACCUUCCCCUGAGCUUCAAACCAAACCAACCACCUAGAUAUCUCAACAACCUCUAUAAAAAAAUGUGUUAUCUUCACCAUAUCCCACAUCUCAUUUCCUUAGGUGGUAGUGCUCUUCCCCUGGUUUCUCUUGCACCCCUUCUGCAACAUCUAUUGGUCCUUUCUGUUUUCCACCACAUCUUAUAUGUCCCCCUACUUCAGCACUUGUUGCACUGGAUUGUAAAAAUCUGUUAAUGGACUGUCUUGUCUGUUAGACCUUUAAGUUUCUUGAGGGAAUGGAUUGACAGCAGCUGUUCAGUGCAUGUUAGUGGGGGAGAAGGGUGUCUUGGAGAAGGCAGGCCACAACUUAUAGAAGAGGGAACAAACUUACUAUUUGGCUCUGGUACUGAAACUAACAUCUAAAAAUGGAAUGGAAUUUAAAUGAUGUUUUGGAAGGGUUUAUGUUGAAAAGGAGAAAUGCUUUUGACUACUGAUGAGGUAGAUAACAAACCACCAUGCAAAGCAGGAUUCCCCUACUUAGCAAUCCUGUGCAUAGAAAACAGAAGAAAAUGAGAAUGGCUGUUUUGGGAUUAAAACUAUACCUGAUUUUUUUCUUUUCCAAGAAAUAUGUAUUUUAUAAAGUAAAGUAUACAAACAAAACAAAACAAUUGGUUUGGAGCUGGGCCUGCCUGACAGCCUGGGGCCAUAAAAGGAAAUUCCCUCCAGUUCGGGGCUGCAGAUUCAAGGGGCGGAGCAGGGGGCGGUCCGUGGUCUGGGCCAGCAGCCUCCGGAUGCCUUAGUGUUGUGGUCACUUCCUGUGUGCGACUCUAGGCAAGGCCUGGAGCUGAUCAGGGGUCUGGCCAUCCAGAUGCCCGUACAGCUGAAGGGGUUGGGGGGUGUGGCCUUUAAGUUAAUCAUUUUCCUCCACAACUUGCUCGCAUCUGCUAACACAGAAAUAGCCAAAAGCUUUUCCUUGAGAUGGGAUUAUCCCCAGGAAGCAUUACGCCCCCUGUUUAUCAGUUGGUCUUGCCUCCUAGACCUUUAAUUUGUGCCCUGACUUAUCAGCUUCCAGUACUGCCUGUGGCGCCAGGGCAGGCCAAACUCGGGGGGCAAAAGUAUGGGCACAAGGGUUCUGUUCACUAUCAGGCUGCCUGCCACCUCAGGGCCUGGACUUCUAUCUCAAGAAGACCUGCAAGGAAUUAACCCCCUCUUCAUAUCCAGCAUAUAGCCAACUUUGGCCCCCAUACUUUACUCCUCAAACCAGCACCACAACCUUCCAGUUUCAUUAAUUCCACCCCUUUUCCUUCUGGCAGCAUCUUCCUAGAGUCUUCCUAGACUCAGCUAGAGUCUUCCUAGAUGCUAGGCCCACUGGGCAACUGCCUAAGCCUCUAUUUCCUCACCAACAAAACAGUAACAGUGCUUACUGUCUUUAUCAGGGUACCCUUUGAGAAUUAUAUGAAAAAUGGAACAAAUGACUUUGCAAAGUAUUAAAGAGAAAUAGUGUAGAACCUAAUGGGAACCAGUGAAGUCUAGACUAAGAUGACAGGUGAUCCUGACCUGUCAAACCUAAAAACUAAACUCCACCAAUUUUAAAAAAUAAAGAAUUUGAUUUUGCCA
Homo sapiens (human) is the source of this 5312-nucleotide messenger RNA. RefSeq names its product TATA-box binding protein associated factor 10 (gene TAF10). Gene Ontology annotation, cellular component: nucleus; transcription preinitiation complex. Gene Ontology annotation, biological process: somitogenesis; DNA-templated transcription initiation; limb development. Gene Ontology annotation, molecular function: DNA binding; promoter-specific chromatin binding. Bases 28 to 684 code for a protein of 218 amino acids. NCBI's taxonomy places the organism in Eukaryota, Metazoa, Chordata, Mammalia, Primates, Hominidae. The record is from RefSeq and is marked reviewed. The transcript has 5 exons.